AUGUUCCGAGCCCAGAAAGAGGUCAAGCAGCUGUCGCCGAGCUAUUUUACACAGAGUGUGCAGAGUAGUGGACGAGUCGGCAAGCUGUCUGCGUUAUUCGAUGUGAAGGUUCGACGUGAUGCAACAUACACAGAUUUCGCCCACGGGUGCAACCAGAUCAGCAGCCACAUCCGUCCAGCCCUGGACAGCGAGUUGGGUCACGGUGCACUGGUCAGCAGCUGUGCGGCAGCAUCCGCAGGUGUGACCGAAGAGUUGUCCCAGGACUCUGGACACUAUGUGUUGGAGCCGCUGCUCAGGCACCUGUCUCCAGGAGCCGUUCCAGAAAGUUGCUGGACACAACUACGACGAAUUCUGGCAGAUAGGCCCGCGCAGAUGGGCGAGGAGGCUGCAGAAGCUGUCAAGGAGGAGAUGCAGGUGCCUGCUGCUGAGCUGGCCGAGCUCUCUGCGACUUUCCAGAAGCUGCACAGGAUUACCACCGAGCUCUCCCGGCCGGUCCAGAACAUGGAUGAGGUCUUGCUGCCGCUGCGCCAGGCAGCGCAGAUACUGUUGCGACCACAGGCCCAUGGCCCACUCCGCGGCUUCCUUCGCCGGCUGCGCCUGCGCCGCGGUGCCAAGGAAAACGUGGUGCCACAGACCAAGACCGGAAGACUUCAAAAGCCGCCAGCAGAUGACUAUGCAUGUGCACGCGAACAAGCUGCCGAUGAGGGCUUGGUAGGUGCCUUCCCUUCUUCGCUCUUCGGGCCUCUGCGCCGGCUCCUGGCUGGCCCAGCGCCAGUGCAGCGUGGAGCGGCCGAGGUAGUGGCUGCGUGCGCCCGCGCAUGCGGCGCUCCUCUCCUUCGUGGGCUCUUGGGCCUCGCACCCCUGCUGUUGAAAGUCGUGUCCUUCAGAGGGCCCGCACAAGGCGCGGCCCGUGCGGCGCUGGCCGAGAUGAGCAGCCAGAGCUGGAGCGGCUUUCGGGCGACCUGGCGGGCGCUGAUGCAGGCCAUCUUGGCCUCCAGCGGCGGCCGAAGGUCACCGGGUCUUUCGGGCAUGGUCGACCAGGGCUCCGGGCAGCUCUUGGAAGUGUUCCGGGCCCUGGAGGAGGUUUGGCCACAGCUCUCCGAGACCAGUGAUGCCGCGGCAGCUCGGCAG
This is a messenger RNA of Symbiodinium necroappetens, 1131 nucleotides long. The record is from the annotation of a GenBank genome assembly. Lineage: Eukaryota; Dinophyceae; Suessiales; Symbiodiniaceae.